This is a messenger RNA of Pseudomassariella vexata, 960 nucleotides long. Its product is annotated as GIY-YIG catalytic domain-containing protein. NCBI's taxonomy places the organism in Eukaryota, Fungi, Ascomycota, Sordariomycetes, Amphisphaeriales, Pseudomassariaceae. Gene Ontology annotation, biological process: double-strand break repair via homologous recombination. Bases 1 to 960 code for a protein of 319 amino acids. Gene Ontology annotation, molecular function: 5'-flap endonuclease activity; crossover junction DNA endonuclease activity. The transcript has 2 exons. Gene Ontology annotation, cellular component: Slx1-Slx4 complex. The record is from RefSeq and is a predicted model, not a curated record.
AUGUCUGUCUUACCCAAACCAAUACCUCCACUCUACACCGUGUAUAUCCUACGGUCGACCGUCCGCCGUGCGUCACUAUAUGUUGGCUCUACGCCCCAUCCCCCACGACGGCUGAAACAGCACAACGGGGAAUCCAAAGGCGGCGCGGUACGAACAUCACGAAGCACUUUGAGACCAUGGGAAAUGGUCGGAUUGGUGUCUGGCUUUCCUGGCAUGGUCGCAGCUCUGAAGUUUGAAUGGGCUUUAACAAAUUCGCACCUUUCCCUGCACAUUCCGUCGACGUCUAGGAUCAACGUCGCGACACAGAAGAAGCGAAAUGGCCAUCCAAAGCGACCGCCUCACAGUGUAACCUCGAUCCUGUCGAACCUACAUCUUCUCCUCCGUGUCCCCAGCUUCGCUAGAUUGCCAAUAAAGCUGCACUUUUUCGCGCCAGAUGUACAUCGUGCUUGGAUCAAGUGGUGUGGGACGUCAAAUGAACCACUUCGAGACACAAUCAACGUUGUGACAGAUUUUGGUCUCGCAGCAAAUGCGUCUACGGAAGGGGAUAAAGAAAUUACAGAUGCAACAUCUCAGCCCUGGGGAAUAUAUGCCCUCUCACUCGAUUAUGCGCCCAUCAAGGACUACGUGGAAAAAACGCAGUCCGCCUUUGCUUUUGAACGUGAAGGUGAUUGCGUUGUGUGUGGUGAGGGUCUGAAUCCCGGAGAGGGGCUAUAUGCAGCAUGUUCUAAUGCUGGUUGCGAGGGUGUAGGACAUGUCUCGUGUUGGAGCGAGCAUCUGUUGGGCAAGGAGAAAAACGACAGCAUAAUACCUGUGUCAGGACGAUGUCCAAAGUGCGAGGGUCAGGUGAGGUGGGGAGAGAUGAUGAUGGAGAUGAGCUUGCGGCUGCGAGGACAGAAAGAGAUCAGCAAACUCCUUAAGAAGCCGCGGAAACGAAAGGCUGCAAUUUCUAACGAUACUUGA